Messenger RNA from Mus caroli (Ryukyu mouse), 3211 nucleotides. RefSeq names its product NXPE family member 2. The record is from RefSeq and is a predicted model, not a curated record. Lineage: Eukaryota; Metazoa; Chordata; Mammalia; Rodentia; Muridae.
CAGAGGAGCAGCAGGGCUUAUCAGAAGCACCAGGCAGGGUCCCUUCCAUCUGGGUUUAAGGUUGCUGGAACGGUGGCGCUGGACCGGGACAGGAUCUCUUAUUUGAAAUUAUGUGGCACCAUGGUCGUUCCUGGAUACUGUUUCCAAAUGCCUCAGCUCGGAAACUGUUCCUGAUAGUGUUAAUUAUCUUUGUUUUCUGGGUUGUCUUCAUGGCUUCAAAAGACCACACAGAGUUUACGGUUCACUUAAACAACCCCAUCAUUCUGAGACGAUGGAGCAUCUUCAAGGAGUUCUUGCACUCGGAAGAGCUUAAGAACACACCAGCCUCCGUAGAGGCAGAGCUGGCAGUCACAGCAAUCCUGGAGAAGCUAAACCAGCAGAUCCCACCCAGACCUUUCCACAACCAUAGCAGCACCACCAGCGCCAAACAGAGCACAGCCACCAUUCACAACCCUCAGCGUACCUACUGCGUAGGAGACCAGCUGAAUGUCUUACUGGUGGCCAAGGACUAUUUUGGUAACAGGAAGGAGUAUGGUGGGGAUUUCCUAAGAGCCAGGAUAUUCUCCCCAGCCCUGAAGGCAGGCACUUCUGGAAAGGUGACAGACUUCAACAAUGGCACCUACCUCAUCAGCUUCACUCUAUUCUGGGAGGGCCCGGUCUCGCUGUCUAUCCUGCUCAUGCACCCCAGUGAAGGGGUGUCAGCUCUCUGGAGAGCAAGGAACCAAGGCUAUGACAAAAUUAUCUUCACUGGCCAGUUUCUUAAUGGCACCUCCCCUGUCCUCACUGAAUGCGGCCUCACCUUAAACACAAGUAUGGAGCUGUGUCAAUAUCUGGAUGCUCGAGAUCACGAAGCCUUCUACUGCUUGAAGCUUCCGGGUGUUCCCUGUGAGGCCCUGACCCACAUGACAAGCAAGAACAGUAACAUCUCCUACCUCAGCCUUAAGGAGAAGCUCCUUUUCCAGAGGUUCAACAUAGGAGUUGAAGUGGUAAAGAAUCUGUCCAUCGUGGUCUCCCCGUGUAACAACAAGACCAAGAAGAAGAAGAAGAAGAAAUGCCAGAUUGGAAUGGAGACCCCUUCCCCUGGUGGCUAUACUUUGAAAGGAAGGUGGAUAACAGCACAUUGUGAACAGAAUGAGUUCAGGGAGAUAAGAGAUAUAAAUAAUUGCUUGGCAAGAAAACUGAUUUAUCUCAUGGGUGACUCAACACUGCGCCAGUGGAUUUACUACUUGCCCAAAGUUGUAAAAACCUUAAAAUCUUUUGAUCAUCAUGGAGCCGGGCCCUUUAAAACUCACAUCCUUCUGGAUACUGAACGACAUACUUUGGUUCAGUGGAAAAAACACAGCCAUCCCUUUGUUACUAAGAAGCUGUUCUCCGUGAAAGAUGACAACUAUAUUCCUCGGGAAAUUGACCAGGUGGCAGGAGACAGUGGUACAGCAAUUGUCAUUAGUUUUGGUCAACACUUCAGACCCUUUCCCAUCAACGUUUUCAUCCGUAGGGCCAUCAAUGUCAAAAACGCCAUAGAGAGACUGUUCUUACGAAGCCCCGAGACCAAGGUGAUAAUUAAAACGGAAAACAUCAGAGAAAUAAAUGAACAUGUAGAGAUAUUCAGUGACUUCCAUGGAAACAUUCAGAACCUUAUUAUAAGGGACAUUUUCAGGGACCUUAAUGUGGGUAUCAUCGAUGCCUGGGACAUGACAGUUGCAUAUCGCAGUGAGGACGUCCAUCCGCCUGAAAGCGUGAUUGAAAGUCAGAUUGGCAUGUUCUUAAACUACAUUUGCUAGAGAGUCUUAAGGUGGGGAAAACAUCUCUAGCCUCCUUACCUCUCUUCUCUCUGAUCUCAUAGGUACUUGCAUGCACAACACAAUCUAACACAUGAAAAAGCCAGUAUUGAGAAUUGUAGCUAAAUGUAUAUACCAUAAAACUUGCCGUUCAAAUCACUUUUAAUUCUGCCACUCAGUAGUGCUAACUGAGGUCCUAUGUCACACCACCAUUAUCACAAUCCAUUUUUUGAACAGUUUUAUUCAUCCCAAAUAGAAAUAUCAAACCCAUUAAACUCCCACUCACCACUUCCUCUGAGUCUCAGACCAUGGCAUCUACAGCUAUCCUUUCUGCCUCUAUAAAUGUGACUGUUCUAAACAUCUCAUAUAAGUGAAAUAAUAAAAGUCGCUGAACUCGAGCCUGGCUUGUUUCACUUAGCACAAUCUCUUUAAAGUCCACCCAUGUCAAAUGUAUGAGAAUGGCUUCCUUUUUAAAGAGUGAAUAUAACUUAUUUCUCUGUAUGUACUGUACUUUGCUUUUUGGUUUAUUUGUUGAUGAACAUUUAGUUUGGUUUUGCCUUCUGAGCAUUGUCUAUCAGGGCUGUGGAGAGAGUUACACAUUUAAAGGCUUCUUUCCUCUUCUAAGCUUGAUGUUUAAAUAGUAAAUUAUCAUCAGCCAUCUCUUACUUUUUAAAUAUUAUUUAAUUAUUUAUGUGUAUGUGUGAGUGUCUGUCAAUGAACGUCAGGUGUGUUUGACAGAUGUCUUGCAGAGGCCAGAAGAGGGUUUCAGAUCCUCUGGAGCUGGAAUUAAGGGGUGGUUAUGACUUGCCCAAUGUGGGUUCUAGGAACUGAACUUGGGUCCUCUGGAAGUGUGGCCAUCCCUCCAGCCAGCCAGCGCUCUCCUUACUUUAAAGGCAUGUGCAGUCCAGAGACACAUAGCUUUAAUGAUCUGCUCAGAGAAAAGAUAAUGCUUAGAAGAAAACUUCACAGAACCAUAAUAGCAGUGUUCUUGCUUAGAAAAAUUCCUUAAGAUUUGCUAACCAGUUGUUGCUUGGAUUCCACUGUGAUUCAGUGGCCACAGUCCAAAGUCCACAAACUCACUGUGUAAAAUCAACUUCACAUUAUGAGACUAUACAGACUUUAAGAUUCUGAUUCUAGGUGACCCAAGAAGUAUGAUACAAGAGUCUCUCCAAAAACCUCAGAUAACUUCCUAAGCUCUUUAGAAUCUUUCUCUUGAUAGAAAAUAUAAUUAUUUAUGUCUGAAGAUUUGAUAUAUUUUUAUCAAUAAUAAUUUCCAUGUUUGGAUCAUGUUUUUGAGUGAAAGAAUGUAAAAUUAUAAUGUUAUAACAUUAAUGCAAUGGUCAGGUCGUACAGCUUUAGAUUAGACUCUAAACAACCCAAAAUAAAAAUAUAACAAUUACCGGAGGAUCCAGCAAUACCUCUCCUGGGCAUAU